GACCAAAAAAAAAAAAAAAAACACAUUUAAUUGAAGUCGGCCGUAACAUACAAAGAUAUCGCACCCCGACGGUCUCUAACCUUGCUCUUCUCCAUCAGAGCAACAUGGCUACUCUCGAUGUCGAGGCUUUGCUUGAUGCUACUGCCAGCAGUAAGAAUGACACAAAAGAAACUCGACCUAAAGAUACAGAUGAUCGCGUGAAAUCUGAACGAAGCGACCGUAAAGAACGCGACCGUAGUCCCGGCCGAAGACGCGAUCGUAGCGCAGACCGUGGACGACGCGACCGUGGCGACGAUAGAGAACCUACUCCGCGAAGUGACGCGGGUAGCCACAAGAGUAGGCGCAGAAGCCGGAGCCGUGAUGAUGAUCGUCGACACUCACGACGUCACAGAGGAGGCGAUGGGGAUUAUUACCGCAGUGGCGGCCGCGGUCGAGACCGCUCUCGCUCACGAUCUCCCCGCCGACACUACCGUCCUAGAGAUGAUCACCGCGACCGCGAGCGUGAUCGCGAUGAUCGCAGCUACUAUCGAAACAGGGAUGAAGAGAGACACCGUGGAGGACGUACCCCAAAGCGUGAUGCUACACCCCAGCUGACCGAGGACGAGCGAGAUCGACGUACCGUAUUCGUUCAGCAACUAGCUGCUCGUCUUCGCACCAAAGAAUUAAAGGAAUUUUUCGAGAAAGUUGGCCCUGUCACCGAGGCCCAAAUUGUGAAGGACCGUAUUAGUGGGAGAUCUAAAGGUGUCGGUUACGUUGAAUUCAAGAACGAAGAAUCCGUCACAGCUGCUCUUCAACUUACAGGACAAAAACUAUUAGGUAUCCCAGUCAUCGUACAGCUUACCGAAGCUGAAAAGAACCGUCAAGUACGCAGCACCGAAAAUUCUGGCACUCACGCCAAUUCGAUUCCCUUCCACCGUUUGUAUGUAGGAAACAUACACUUCAGCAUCACCGAGCAAGAUUUACAAAAUGUUUUUGAGCCGUUCGGCGAGCUUGAGUUUGUCCAGCUUCAGAAAGACGAUACCGGCCGCAGUCGCGGUUAUGGGUUUGUACAGUUCCGUGAAGCUGACCAGGCGCGUGAAGCACUCGAAAAGAUGAACGGAUUCGAUCUAGCUGGUAGACCGAUCCGAGUCGGUCUUGGUAAUGAUAAGUUCACCCCUGAGUCAACUGCCAAUAUCCUACAGAGGUUCCAAGGUCAAAACCAACCAUAUCAGGGUUCCGCAUUCUCCGGUGCCGGUGGCCGCGGUCCCCAGGCCUCCGGAUUCGACCGUGCAGGAGGCCGUGACAACGACAAGGCGACUGGUGCUAGCGCUCUAGAUGACACUGAUGUUGCUGGUGUGAAUUUUAACAACUAUAGUCGCGACGCAUUGAUGAGAAAACUUGCUCGAACCGAUGAGGCUUCUAAUGGAAGUCCCAAUGAGAGACAGAUUCUUAAACCGAAAACAGAAACCAAACCCCUGCCUGUUAAUGUCAACAUGGCUAGCCGUUGUGUCGUCCUGCACAACAUGUUUGACCCGACUGAGGAAGAAGGUGAAAGCUGGAUUAAGGAAUUGGAGGAUGACGUUCGACAGGAAGCCGAAGAGAAAUACGGACAUGUUGUUCACAUUUCUCUCGACCCAAACUCCCAAGGAGAUAUAUACCUCAAGUUCGACAAGGUUCAAGGAGGCGAGAAUGCUAUUAAGGGCUUAAAUGGCCGCUAUUUUGGUGGUCGGAUGAUCAGCGCUGCGCCUGUUGUGGAUGCCGUCUACAGCAGUUUGUUCUCUCGUACCAAGGCUAUUUGAGAUGCUAAUCGUUGGCCCGGCCUCUCCCGUUCUAGGAACUUGCGAUUCUCAUCACUACUACCCACCCUGCUUUUAAAUAAGGACACCACACCGAACUCACACUUCAUCGCCUUCGCCUAUCCGUUUGGUAAACGACAUUCCCAGCGGCAUGUUCAUCGAGAUCAUAUACCGCUUUUCCACUCAUGCCAUGAACAUGGAUUUUUUCACGCUGAUUUUACAAUAGCAUAUCAAAUUCGGAGGAGCAUGCAUCCUCGGUGGUCGGCAUCGAUAUGCUGAUAUAUGUACCAAGCCGAACUUCGUUCCCGAUCAUUACCG
Molecule: messenger RNA, 2093 nt
Organism: Hypoxylon trugodes
Lineage: Eukaryota; Fungi; Ascomycota; Sordariomycetes; Xylariales; Hypoxylaceae
Product: splicing factor, CC1-like protein
Exons: 5
Coding region: 105-1778 (557 amino acids)
Biological process (GO): mRNA processing
Cellular component (GO): nucleus
Molecular function (GO): RNA binding
Source: RefSeq, a predicted model, not a curated record